UUCCUGCAGCAACAACAACAGCAACGUCAAUCAUCAACGUCAACAGCUCAACAGAAGUUGUUGUUUUCUUUGUCUCGUUUCUCGUUUUGGCGUCACCGAGUCUGAACAGUCAUCUUGAGUACUAGUUCUCCGAGUCGAAAAUGUCUACGCCUAUUGAUAUGGAACUUCAGUGCGACAUCUGCUUUCAGCAGUUUAACUUAGAGGACAAUAGGCCAAAAAGCUUACCUUGUGGGCACACAAUUUGUCGUGAGUGCCUGCAAAAUCCUGCCUUUGGGAUGAAGUGUCCAAAUUGCAGAAAGCAUUUGGCUACUGACCCUGGCGGUCUACCCGACAACUUCUCUCUGAUCCGGGUGAUGGAGAAGGACGGCGCUCCGGCCCGCAAAGUGGCGAGAAGGGAGGACCCCAAGGUGCAGCAGCUGCAGCGCGGCGUGGAUGCCGGCAGGAGGGUCGUCCAGGUGCUGCGGCAGGCGAUCCCCAUGGCGGUGGAGGCCCUGCACCGGCAGCUGGACUCGUCCGUCGCUCACCUCCGCGACAUGGAGUCGGCCCUGGACAAGCUGCUGCGCGGGGAGCAGGGCGGCGACGAGGGCGAGCUGCAGGGCCCCACGCCGGACCUCGCGGUGAAGCGGCUGCGCAUGGAGGACAGCCUGCGCCUGCUGUCCACCGACAAGUGCACCGUCGUGGCGGAGGAGGGCGCCACCACCUGGGGGGCGUCAGUGGAGCUCGGACGGAUGGACGACGUACUGCGCCUGCUGCUGCUGCAGCUGCGUGCGGACAGCCAAUUGCAGAAGGUCGUGGACCCUGAGCCCCUCCCAUCUGCGGCUUACGUGGGACCCCCGAGGAUCCCCAUCCUGACCAUAGCCGGCACCGAUCUGGGCGCUACGGGUCAUUUGAAGGUGAACGACAUCCUCCGAGACGGACAUCGUUGGAGGAACAUACGCACCCUCAACAACUUGAAGGGCAGCAACUCGGAGGAAUUGCUUCGCGUGAUGGCGCCACACCUUGAGGAGCUCAAGAUCCUGGGUUCAGUCGGUCCGACGGUCUUGGAGGAGGUGCAGAAGAUGCCACUGCUCAAAACGCUGAUCGUCAAAUGCAGCGUCGACGAAGAGGACGACUUCCCGGACCUGCCGCCGCAGCUGGAGCAGCUGGCAAUCUACUACCCGACCGAGAAUCAACUCCAAAGUGUGCUGCGCAUGCCUAGGCUGCGGAGCUUGAUGGUGCACGGCUACCACGCCGAAGAAGACAAUUGGGCCUUCCCGCCCUCGCAGCACGGCGCGCUGCUGUGGCUGGGCCUCCAGUUCCACGUGGACCAGAAGGACACCAUGAUGUCGCUGCUCCGCGCCUUCGCCGCGUCGGUGCAGGAGCUCCAGGUCACCUGUGUCGUCGGCGGCGACGACCCCGCCGUCUUCUCAUUCCCCGAGCUGGGCCCGGACCUGGCGGCGUGCGCGCCGGCGGCCCUGAGGCGGCUCGUCCUCCAUCGCCCCCUGGUCAGGUGCACGCAGGUGGGCGCCUGCAUGCUACAGCUGCAGACCGUCCGGGGCUUCCUGCCCCCCAACGCCAGCGUGUUCUGCGACGUCUGUCACAAGUCUGUUCUCUAGGCGCCGCGCAGUCUGGGUGAGCGAGCCAUGACGAGGGUAGGCAGGCGCACACCCAGAAAAGUAUGUUCUUGAUUUCUCCAUGGACUUGAAUUUUUGAGUACAAUUGUUCUUGAUUUGAGCCAAAAUACUUGGUAUAAGAACAAUUUUGUUCUUAUACCAAGUAUUUUGACUCGAAUCAAGAACAAUUGGACUCAAAAAUUCAAGUCCAUGGAGAAAUCAAGAACAUACUUUUCUGGGUGCAGGCCUGUGCGUCGAUUGUAGCGCAAGGGAUAGAGCGAGCGAGGCUCAUGUUGCGUUUGCAAGGAGACCAAAUACUGGUUGCGCUCGCAAAAUUAAAAUGUCACUGUUUGCAAUGUAAGUGCGUCUGAAAUUGUUUUGUUUUUUGCACUGCAAAGAUUAUUGUACAGUUUUGUUUAAUAUGAUUCUUGGAUAAUUUUAUGAUUAAUACAUUUUAAAUCAGAAACUCUAAA
Messenger RNA from Frankliniella occidentalis (western flower thrips), 2065 nucleotides. RefSeq lists its product as uncharacterized. Gene Ontology annotation, molecular function: ubiquitin protein ligase activity. Lineage: Eukaryota; Metazoa; Arthropoda; Insecta; Thysanoptera; Thripidae. The transcript is spliced from 4 exons. The coding region runs from base 141 to 1595 and encodes 484 amino acids. The record is from RefSeq and is a predicted model, not a curated record. Gene Ontology annotation, biological process: protein ubiquitination.